GGCCUUGGUUACACACCUUAACACUUAACACUUGAAAUCGCAACAGAAUAUAGAUAGGCUGCAUUUUGGCACCAUGGAUCCCAGCCUCUUUAGCCGCGACGACGGAAUUUUGUUUUUGGGCGAAGGAAACUUCUCUUUUUCUCUCAAAUUUAAGCAACAACAUGCCGAUAAACUUCGCUGCGUGAUUGCAACCUGUUUCGAGGAUGAGGACAAAAUUUUAGAGGGUGCCAAAGAAAAUGUCCAAUUGCUCAAGGAAUCGGGAGUGAGUGUUCUCUAUGGAAUCGAUGCCAGACAGUUGACGUCUUACAACCAGCUCGUCGCUGAAGAUGACUUAACGCCAAACUGCAUCAUUUUCAACUUUCCCCACAUUGGGGGCAAAAUGAAAAUCAACCGCAACCGCGAACUUCUCCAAGACUUCUUCUCCAGCGCCAGAAAGUUCCUUGCUGGGGCCUGUGCAAGACUGCCGCAGACCUCAAGACCAAAGAUAAUCGUCAAUUUGUGCAAAGGCCAGGGAGGAACUCCAGCUGACGGAGACAAUCAGAGGGACUGGGGAAAUUCCUGGCAAAUUAACGAAAUGGCUGCGAUCUCUGGUUUUAUUCUAAGUCAAGUGCUUCCUUUCAACCACAAACUCUGCAAUGGCUACGAGUCUGUUGGCUUUCGAAGCCGGGAGCAGUGGUUCCACACGACCGAAGCGAUCGUCCACGUGUUUGAACCUGCUGCGCCGAUUCUUCUUGUCUCUCGAAUCAACGAGAAAGAAACUAGCGUGCAGCUGUCCACGCGUUACGGGGACAUCGUGUGCGACCGAACGCACUUGGAUUUGUGCUCUGCCUUCACCGAAAUGGAGACAAAAUACUUUCUCAGCUCCAAUUUAAAGAUUUCUCCGCAAGUGGAUUUGUACAACAAGUUAGUGGACCUCGUGAAGAACUCUGCUCGCCUUGGGGAAAACCUGAUGGUGGUGCACACCAAUUACCUACCCUUCAACUGCGACCUGAAUUUGAAAAGAGUGCCGUGUUCGGUGGGGAACACUGCAAAGUUCAUGAGGAGAAGCCUCGCGGACGUGAUGGAGUUUUGCAAGAAGGAAAAUUUCAUCACCUACGGCCCGAUUUUCAAGCCCCUUGAUGAGUUGUCCUUCAAUGAGUCGCCAGCGCCUUAUCAAAUUUUGGUGAAACACACCGACAUCGAGAGAUUGACCGGACUGAUUACGCUUUGGCUUUCGUCCUUGAUCGGCGAAACGAGGCUCGAGGUGGAAAUGGACGACGACCAGUGGACAGUGCAGUUUUCAGGGCAGGAUCUCGCCUACAAAUGCCAAAAAAAUGCUGUCAUCAUCGAACUGGACUUGCUGGCUAUGAUUUACUUUCAAGCUGAGAAUUUUCGCGAUUUGCUCUUCUCAAAACGUUCGAACAGCACUUUUUCCCCUGUGUCUCUAUUUCCGAGGACGUUCGUCCUGGACAUUUGCUUCGUCAUUGGCGAAGCUUUCAGUGAGAAACGGUUCAACGUUCUGCUGUGGAGGCUGCUGGGCAAAUUCCUGAUCGGAAAGGAGCUGGUCAACAAGUACAGUCCUGAAGAUGAAGACUGGACUAGUCACUGCUACCGGCUGCAAUACCGCUCGUCUCUAGAAGCCCUCUCAAAGCGGGCUGCAAUCGUACUGCACCAAGAGUUCUUGCCUGAAGCCCUUUUGAACUCAAAACUUGCUCAAAAAGUAAUGUGAUUUGUCAGCACACAAAUAAUGCCAAAUGUUAACUUAUUCUAAAUUUUGUUAUUAAAUAGUACUAUUCAAGAAA
This is a messenger RNA of Cloeon dipterum, 1781 nucleotides long. RefSeq lists its product as uncharacterized. Gene Ontology annotation, molecular function: rRNA (uridine-N3-)-methyltransferase activity. The transcript is spliced from 3 exons. Bases 74 to 1708 code for a protein of 544 amino acids. The record is from RefSeq and is a predicted model, not a curated record. Gene Ontology annotation, biological process: rRNA base methylation. NCBI's taxonomy places the organism in Eukaryota, Metazoa, Arthropoda, Insecta, Ephemeroptera, Baetidae.